Messenger RNA from Aspergillus aculeatinus CBS 121060, 363 nucleotides. RefSeq lists its product as uncharacterized. The record is from RefSeq and is a predicted model, not a curated record. NCBI's taxonomy places the organism in Eukaryota, Fungi, Ascomycota, Eurotiomycetes, Eurotiales, Aspergillaceae. The transcript is spliced from 4 exons. Bases 1 to 363 code for a protein of 120 amino acids.
AUGGGGAAGGAGAUGGGAAUGGAGAUGGAGAUGGAGAUGGAGAUGGAGAUGGAGAUGAUGAUGAUUGAAUCAAUUGAUAAAGUCGGCGAGGGCAGGCUGGAGUCAAUCGCAUCACCCGAGAGGAAAGGUUGGCUAAGACUUAGAGUUCGAGAAAAGAAGAGGAGCAAGAGGGAGAAGGAGAAGAUAGGCCACUUCCAACACGCAAAGCAGAGAAGAGGAGGAGGAGGAGGAGAAGGAGAAAAAGACGACGACGAUGAUGGUGAUGAUGAUAAUGAUUAUGAUUAUGAAAAGAGGAAUGAGGGAAAAGGAAAAGAUGCAGGCCAAUUAAUUGCACCAGGAUACAAUGAAGCACUGGUCCUGUAA